AACCGGCCCAGGAAAAGGAAACUUAGGAGAAAUCGAAACUCCUGGGUAAAGGAGGGCCCCCCAAGUGUGUGCUGGCCUCUGGACCACAGUUGCUCCGUCCUCACCAUGAACCGCACAUCCCAGCUCUUAUUCACUGGGGCCCACGGGGCGGUGCCCCCAGCCUAUGAGGUGCUCAAGGAGGAACACGAGGUGGCCAUGCUGGGGGCGCCCCAGAGCCAGGCGCCCGUGACGACCACGGUGAUCAACAUCCCCAGGGAGACCGCUGUGCCCGACCACAUCGUGUGGUCCCUGUUCAACACCCUCUUCAUGAACUGGUGCUGCCUGGGCUUCGUGGCAUUCGCCUACUCUGUGAAGUCUAGGGAUCGGAAGAUGGUCGGCGACAUCACUGGGGCCCAGAGCUACGCCUCCACCGCCAAGUGCCUGAACAUCUGCUCCCUGGUCCUGGGCAUCCUUCUGACUGUCGUCCUCAUCAUCGUCGUUUCCACCGGCUCCCUGAUGAUUGUUCAAGCAGUCUCAGAGCUCAUGCAGAACUAUGGAGGCCACUAGGCCCUGCCCACAGCCAGAGGCAGUCGCCUCUCUCCCUGCAGCCUAUACAGGCACCUGCCACCGUGAAAUAAAAGGAGGCAUUUGUA
Bubalus bubalis (water buffalo) is the source of this 632-nucleotide messenger RNA. Its product is annotated as interferon-induced transmembrane protein 3. Gene Ontology annotation, cellular component: plasma membrane. The record is from RefSeq and is a predicted model, not a curated record. The transcript is spliced from 2 exons. Gene Ontology annotation, biological process: host-mediated suppression of symbiont invasion; response to interferon-alpha; response to type II interferon. Lineage: Eukaryota; Metazoa; Chordata; Mammalia; Artiodactyla; Bovidae. The coding region runs from base 106 to 546 and encodes 146 amino acids.